Molecule: messenger RNA, 1482 nt
Organism: Chironomus riparius
Lineage: Eukaryota; Metazoa; Arthropoda; Insecta; Diptera; Chironomidae
Source: the annotation of a GenBank genome assembly
AUGUUGGAUAUAAUGCCAUUACAAAGAUUAAUGUUGCUACAUUGGACUAUAAUAACGUUGUCAACACAACUUGUUAUAUGUGCAUCAUUAUAUUCGAAUAUGGACUCAAUAUCAAUUCCUGUAAAUGAGCAACAGCCUCAAAUAAAUCCAACGACAUUUCCAGUGAGGAGGGAAUUUUUAUGCAACAGUCAAGAACAAGAGAAAUUUUUACCAGAUGACGGUAGUGAGUCGAGUAUCGUGAUGGAUUUGCGACCCGGCAGGACGUUAAAUUCAUGCAAGCGGUACUUUAUAGCACCCGAGAUGAGUGGCUUAUUUAUACGACUCGUUAGAGGAGAUGAUUAUUUUAAUAAUAACACGAGGAGAAAUCUCACUGAAUUUUGUCCGCUAAGUAUUACGCCAUUAGGCGAUGAGCGGCAAUCACCUUGGAGAUUUGAUCCAUGUCAAAUGGAAACAAAUAAUGUAAAUGAAGAACAAAUGAAAAUCCUUCAAGGUCGUGUGAAAGUUUUGUGGGUUCAUGGAUCAAAUGAGCCAAAUUAUAAAUUAAUCAUCACCGUAGUGUCAAAAGGGGAUUCUUGCAGACAUAAAAGCAAGCAUCCAUGCUUGAAAUUUGGAGAUGAUCCACUUUUAUGUAUAUCUGAAGACCUCAUAUGUGAUGGAAUCAGGCAUUGUCCACUUGGUGGAGGAAUGUUGAGUGACGAAGAUGAUAGUUUAUGUAAAAAGCAUAAAAUUGAUGAUCAUGAUAUUAGAAACAAUCUACAAAAGUCAUCAAUAUGGCAGCAUUUAACGCUGGGAAUAUUUCAGAAUAUUUUCGGACCAAUCGAGUCAACGUCAGCUAUAUCAUCGAUGAAUCCUCUUCCGGGUCAUCCAGAUGCGGAUGUUCGUCCAACACUUGCCACUCAUCAUUAUCCUGAUCUCAAGCCACUUGACUCAACUAAUGAACGUGUAAAUAGUUUUAAUAAUAGACCAAAUAAUAAUAAUAGUAACAAUAGUAAUAAGCAGCAAGAACAAAGUGAAGUACGAUUUAUUAAAACACCAAGAAAGAACGCAAAAGCCAAUAAUCUCUCACGAUAUGGAUCGUGGGGAUACAUGAUGCUAGGUAUGCUCACCGUCAGUGUAGUACUUUUAAUGUGCGGCAUAUGGGAAUGCAUACGACGAGUACAGAAAAGUGACGUGCUAGAACAUUUCAAUGCAAAUGGUGAGCCCAUUGAGACUUUGAGUCAAGAGCACGGGAAUGACAACAAUUGUCCACAAUAUGAUCCACCACCACCAUAUUCAAGUUUAUUUCCAUUAGCUAAAGAUUUUAAUUCAACAUCAAAUUCUGACAAUUCAGGGCCACCAUCAAUUUAUUUUACAGCGUCAUCAGCGACAUUUUUACCAUCCGCACCAUCACCUCCGGGUUCAUUAGAACUUCAACUACCUCAUAAUGGACAAAGACAAACACAUCAGCGAGUUGAUGUUGAUACAUCUGCCAGUCCAGCUUGA